Messenger RNA from Naegleria gruberi, 931 nucleotides. RefSeq lists its product as uncharacterized. The coding region runs from base 1 to 909 and encodes 302 amino acids. NCBI's taxonomy places the organism in Eukaryota, Heterolobosea, Eutetramitea, Acrasida, Naegleriidae. The transcript has a single exon. The record is from RefSeq and is a predicted model, not a curated record.
AUGAAGAUUAGUAUUAUUGACUUUCAGAGCUCUCCUUCUGCCGCUCUCAAGAUGAAGACCAUGAAGGAUUCUAAUAACAAACAAACUGUUUCGAAUAGCAAAAUUAUUACCAGAACAACUACAACUACCACUAACUUUUUCGAUCCAAAUUCUAAUUCUUCACAACACCAAUUCUGUUCCUCAUUUACUGUCAACAAACCAGUGCAGCCAACUACAACACAGAGCCAGCUCACAAAGAACAUGUCAGCAAAUGGACAACUGGCAGGUUUUAGAGGAAAGACUCCACAAAGAAAGGCUAACAGUACCUCACCAACAUUAUCUCCUCAACAACCAACAGUUUAUUCACACUACAUGCUGCCAAAUGUCAUGACAAAUCAACCUGCCAAACAAACUGUCACCUCACCACAACCAACCCGUCCAAUUUCACCUCCAACUCAACAUGAUCAACAAUUCAGAUGGACUGUUACCAGACCUAACCAAUCAACCAGUAAGAUAAUCAAAUCAAGUCACCAAUCAAGAAAGAACAAUCAAACACACAUGUAUUUAAGUCAAGUACCAACUCUGGUUCAAGAACAGCAAAAUAAUUCAUUACUAACGCAAAUGCCACAUAACAUGCAACAAAACUAUGCUUUUUUGGAAAGUCAACCUUCAAAAAUAUCAAAAAUUCCAACUUGUACAUCUCCUUCCAAAAAUGGACAAAGUUCAAUUAAGGGCUGUUUCAGUUUAGAGCAAACCCCAAUCAAUGAAAAUCAUGUAAAUGUUUCUGAGGUGAUACCUUUUUCAACACAACCACAUCUUGUUAAUGCAUACCACAGUAAUAGUGUGGGAAAUGUGAAUAGUCCACUUUCGAAUGUUGGUUGUAAACCAGCUUUUAGAACUUCGAUAUCUUUGAAAGAAAUAUUGAAUUGACAAUAAAAACAACAAAUUUUUU